Messenger RNA from Dendrobium catenatum, 1285 nucleotides. RefSeq lists its product as uncharacterized. The transcript has 10 exons. Bases 141 to 1181 code for a protein of 346 amino acids. The record is from RefSeq and is a predicted model, not a curated record. NCBI's taxonomy places the organism in Eukaryota, Viridiplantae, Streptophyta, Magnoliopsida, Asparagales, Orchidaceae.
UGAAUAAUUUCUCCCGUGGAGGCCCGGGUAGCCUUCGCGGAAUAUUUCCGGUUCCCCCUGCCCUUCCUUGGUUAGGAAUUUGGAUAGAAGCGCUUUCCGUAGAGUUUUGAAACUAGUGGCGGCGCUUUCUCGAGGGCAAAAUGGCUCUUGUACAGGAUACCAAAAGCCAUAAUUUUUUGUGUCUAAAGGCAGCCUUUCUUGCCUUGGAGCCGGCUAACUGCUUCAUUUCAUUAGCAAGGCAAACUUGUGGAGGAUCCCUUACUGAAGAAGUUCAGAAUUUCAUUUUAGAGCUAUGUGUUGAAAAUUCCGUGCAUAGUGAUAUUUUAUUCAACUCUACAUAUGUAAAGAAUAUUCUAAAGAAAGUUAUAGUUACAGCUGAGUCAACCUGUGAAGUUGUGGUUGAAGGCUUGUAUGAAAGGUUUGCUAAAAUAUCUGCACUUCAGGAGUAUGUGAUGAGAGGGGAAGAAAACAAAAUCUUCAAGAAAAUCUCUUAUCUUUUCCCAUUUGGUACCAGUGAUCAAAGUUGUCUGACGAACUUGGUUGUUUCUCUUCAUUGUUCAUUGAACUUGCUUGAAGGUGAUACUGGAUGUGCUCUUUGGCCCUCAAGUCUUUUUUUGUCAGAGUUUAUACUUUCUUACCCAAAGUUGUUCUCAGAAAAGGUUUGCUUUGAGGUUGGUUCUGGUGUGGGUUUGGUUGGUGUUGCUCUUGCGCAUGUUGGAGCCUCCAAAGUCAUUCUAACAGACGGUGACAGGUCAAGUUUGGGAAACAUGCAGCACAAUUUAGAGCUAAAUCACUUAACCUCUGAUAAGGUUCACAUUCAAUAUUUGCCAUGGGAAUAUGCAACCGAGAUUGAGCUCUCAAAAUACAAACAUGACUGCGUGCUUGGAGCAGACAUAAUUUAUGAUCCAAAAUGUGUGCCGCAUCUAAUUCGAGUGCUUUGCAUGCUUUUGAAGAGCAAGAGAGAUUUCAUGUUUGCCGAAGAAACAGAAGCGUCAGUGGCUUAUAUAGCUACUGUUAUUCGAAACAAAGAGACAUUCAAUUAUUUCAUUGGAGCAGCUGAGGAAGCUCACCUCUCUAUUGUGGACAUCACUGAAAUUCAGCAACCGUUGAAUCUGCUUCCUUACAUGCUUUCCUAUGAUCGUGCAAGCGUUCGUUUAUGCAAAAUUUCAUACCUGUUCUGAUUAAAUUUGUUAAGUUAUCAUCACCAAAAUAAAGCUGUGACAUAUUAUUAGAAACGGAAUAUUGCUUCAAGAUAUCAAGAAAUUGUUAAACAACAAAAGCACUA